Messenger RNA from Exophiala viscosa, 1290 nucleotides. Its product is annotated as RNA ligase/cyclic nucleotide phosphodiesterase. Lineage: Eukaryota; Fungi; Ascomycota; Eurotiomycetes; Chaetothyriales; Herpotrichiellaceae. The transcript has 3 exons. The coding region runs from base 156 to 1130 and encodes 324 amino acids. The record is from RefSeq and is a predicted model, not a curated record.
CCUCGUGCAGCUGUUGGGCCGCGUGGUACCUGGCUUUAGGGGGCUUUCUAUCUCCAAGAGAGUUCCAUAUGUCGUCCACAUAAACCACGCUUUGAACCGCGUCUUGCCUGUAGGCGCUCGCUGCAUGCGAGGCCAGCCAGAUACGCUGAUAAACAAUGGCAAAAGUUGUCUACGAAGACUUGUCCGGUACUUCAACACCGGUAACCGGCAAUCCUUACGAAGGUUUGAUCAACGCUUGUCACGGUGAUCCUAAACUAAUCCAAGAACGAUAUUCGGCACAUCGGCUGAGCAGGAAUGCUCAACAAAAAGAGAAGAUUCUCAGUGAGGACUUUCAAGGCUGGAUUCUGGACGAGUAUCUCGUCAAACUUGACGGACCGCGAAAGGAUGAAACAUUCCUUGAUCCUCGAUAUUGUCUUGUCUUUUGGGGCAGGCCUCCUCUCAAAGUCAGGAACUUGGUUGAUGUUGUUCAAUCAAAGUUGAAGGAUGCUGCACCAGAUCUCUGGCUUAUGCCCAUCGACAAUUUGCAUAUAACGGUGAUGGAAGUGGCGCAUUCCAAGUCAAAGGACGAGAUUGCAAUUCUCACAGACCUGCUCCAACCUCACUGCAAGAAAAUUGCCGACUAUACCCAGGCACACCGUGCAAGGUUGAUUAAGCCUCUUUUGAGCUAUGAUUCAGCUGCGCUGGCACUGAGCUUCGUCCCGGCUGCUGGGGAAUCGGUCUCUCACGGCCGGAACGCAGAGGACGAUAAAUACACCUAUCAUCACCUGAGGCGAGAUUCCCACGCUACCCUCACUGAAUCAGGCGUUCCAGUCGGGUCGAGAUACGUUGUCCCGUCCGCACACGUAACAAUCGCAAGGUUUAACACGCCUAAUGUUUUUGGUGGGGAUCCAUACGAUGGCAGUAUCACCCAGGACAUCAAAAAACGUAGGCACUGGAUCAAUGAGAUCGAGAUGAUCAACAAGUGGCUCGAAGCAGAAUUCUGGCCUCAGGAAGAGGGGAACUUGAUCAAGCCUGGGGGCGAAUGGCUUGUAGGUGAGGAGAAAGGGCUCGACUUCCGCCAUGGGACGUUGUGGUAUGGUGGAGGCGAAACAAUAUAUUUAGGUGAAGGGUUCCUACACGGUGAAGACUGAUAUUCAUCAAAGUCAAUAAUGCCAGGGGACGAUCUCCCUGAACACAUACAAGAUAUUGCGUUGCUGUUAGGCCACAAGAAAGGUCUAAUGCAUAUAUACAUAUAACUGCUUUAUGGCGUCAUAGCUAUCGUCAUUGGUCGGAGCGAAAAGAAUACAGUGU